AUGUACUUUUGCACAUUGAUGUAAAAAAUCUAAUCAAAUGAUGCAGUAAACUUUAAGACUUCUUAGAAAUUUCAAAAUCUUUUAUUGGAAAAUGUUGAGUACAAUAUUUCCUCGAAAGAAUUUGACUUUGGUGUGUUUAUAAUCUAUCGAAAUUAAAAUGGCACUUUUAAUACGGGCAAGUGUCAAGAUUAGAACCUCAAUACAUUAAAUGCCAAUCAAGUAGGAAUGCAAUGCCCUUAGAAUUUCAAAUUUUAAUUGGCAGGAAAUACUGCAACAUUAGUAGAAAAAUUCAUCAGUGCAGAUAUUAUUUAUUGUGAUUAAACAACUCUCAAUAAGAGGUUCCAAGGUAAAAAAUGUAAAUCAAAGACAUAGACAGAUUCCAUACUUAAAAAUAUGAUAGUUGUGAUUGCCCAAAAAUAACAAUACUUUGAUGUUGAUGAAUUUCGUGAUUCUCCAAUUAAGGACACAAUAAAGAUUUCUACUUUAGAUUUGAUACCUAAUUUUACACAGAACUAUGAUUAUAAAUUAAGUGAGAAUGAGGCCUAUGUAAGUGAUACACUAACUGAUUCAUUUUUUGAAGGAAAAAAACAAAAUUAUUACAAAUCAAGAUUAGAAUCAACUUCAGUAUCAUCCUUGCAGACAACUACUCUUGCUAGAAUCAGAUUUCUAUUGGAUGAGAAUGUAGAGAGUGUAGAAAGGAUAACUGACACAAUUAUUGAUGCGAUUUCUUAAGUGGGAGGAUUGAUGAGUAUAAUAUUUUCAAUAAUUAGUUUCUUUGUAUGCUACAUUUAGGAUUUCCUAUUCAAUUCUCAUAUAAUUAGAAAAAUUUUCGCCUAUAAUGACAGACUAUUUAAGCAAGAGUAUGUUAAAUAAUCGAAUAAAAAACUUAAGAAAUAUUCCAUUGAACAGAAUUAAAAUGUAAAAACAGAUAAUACCCUUGAGAAUAGUCACUAAACCAUAAAAAAGCAGGACAUCUUUAAUAAUUAACCCGAAUAAAAAAAUAAAAUUCUAUAGUAUUAAAAAAUUAUCCUGCAAGGAUUCCUUGGACUUAAGGAAUUCAAAUAUUCGAUUCUUGAUAAGCUUUAAUAUCUCAUUAGCAGGAUAAUUUGCUGUCUAAUUACUAGAAGAGCACUUUAAAGAAUAAGAAUGAAAGAAAGCUUGUUUUAAAAAGGAAUUAAGAAACUUGAUGAGAAGUUUGAUAUAGAAAACUUGAUCAGAGUAAUGUCUAAAUUAAAAGAAUUAGAGAUAAUUUUAUUGAAUUAAUAGCAAAGAAACAUUUUUGGUUCAAUUAAAAAAAUAUUAAAAAUAGAUGUCAAAUCUAAGAAUCCCUUAGCAAUCUAAUCUCAUAUUAAAAACUAAUCAAUGUCUUAGAGUUAAAUGAUUCAAAAUAAUAUAUAGAAAUUCAAGAUAUUAGACAAAAUUGAUAUGAGAAUGGCUAAACGCUUUCUGAAGAAAACAUAAAUAAAUAAUGAAAAUAAAGACAUGGAUGCAAAUUUUAUUGAUUACUCUGCUUUUGAUUUCAAUCAAGGUAAAAUUGAAAGCUAGCCUGUUGCUGAAGGAUAUAAGUUUUAAUAGUCCAGUUAAAAUAUUAAUGAAUCUUAAAGACAUUUAACUUCAAAAGGUGUAGUUAUAGAUGAUGAUCAUGAUAUUAUUUUAGAUGUAUGA
Messenger RNA from Stylonychia lemnae, 1665 nucleotides. Lineage: Eukaryota; Ciliophora; Spirotrichea; Sporadotrichida; Oxytrichidae. The record is from the annotation of a GenBank genome assembly.